CACUGGUAAAUAAUAAAGGAAUCUAUACUCGCCGAGUCGCCGUAUCCGAUUAUCCGAACCGCUCUUCCUGGCGCGCCCAACGGAAGUCCUAACCGUAAACCGGAGUUGUGCUGGACCCGGUUCGAUACCUUAAAACUCGCCUCCCCACUGCGGCGUCAGACGAUCGACUGAUCUGAAGUCAACUAUUCGCCGGAGAGAGAGAAGAUGCAUUACUGGGUUCGAGCUUCUCCUUCCGAUUUCGGCGGAGCUCUUCCCCAACCUCGAAGUGGACACACAGCUGUGAACAUCGGAAAAUCAAAGGUGGUGGUUUUCGGAGGGCUGGUAGACAAGACAUUCCUCAACGACAUUACGGUUUAUGACAUUGAGAACAGAUUAUGGUUUCAGCCAGAGUGCACUGGCAGUGGUUCUGAUGACCGAGUGGGCCCUUGCCCACGGGCAUUUCACAUUGCUAUUGCAAUUGACUGUCAUAUGUUCAUUUUUGGUGGGAGAUAUGGCAGUAAAAGGCUAGGUGACUUUUGGGUACUGGAUACUGAUAUCUGGCAAUGGUCAGAACUUACAAGUUUCGGUGAUUUGCCUUCAGCUAGGGACUUUGCAGCUGCUUCAGCCAUUGGAAACAGUAAAAUUGUUAUGUAUGGUGGCUGGGAUGGUAAAAAGUGGUUGUCAGAUGUCUAUAUUUUGGACACAAUUUCUCUUGAGUGGACAGAGUUGUCUGUUUCUGGAGCUUUACCUCCAGCAAGAUGUGGCCAUACUGCUACUAUGGUUGAGAAAAGGUUGCUUGUCUAUGGUGGUAGAGGAGGUGGAGGGCCAAUUAUGGGUGAUUUAUGGGCUUUGAAGGGCCUAAUUGAAGGAGAGAAUGAAACUCCUGGAUGGACCCAGUUGAAGCUUCCAGGCCAAGCUCCAUCACCUCGUUGUGGGCAUACUGUUACAUCUGGAGGUCACAAUCUUAUGUUAUUUGGAGGGCAUGGAACUGGUGGUUGGUUGAGUCGGUAUGACAUUUAUUACAAUGAUUGUAUUGUUCUGGAUAGGGUGUCUGUACAAUGGAAACGCCUACCAACCAGCAAUGAACCCCCUGAUUCUCGAGCAUACCAUUCAAUGACAUCCAUUGGAUCACGAUUUUUAUUAUUUGGUGGCUUUGAUGGCAAAUCAACUUAUGGUGAUUUGUGGUGGUUAGUUCCAGAAGAGGAUCCAGUUGCAAAGCGGGUAACACCAUCUCCUCCCAAAGCUGUUUCUGGAAAACAUGGUGCCACCAUGGCACAAAGUAAAUUCCUUUCAGAUGACAAGGAAAGUCAUGUGGGAGAAUCUUCUGUCUCAGAAUUGCAGAAAAGAUUGCAAAUUUCUGUUUCACUUUCAAAUCCAAAGCCAACUAUGGAUGAGAUGGAAGAUAGGGAAUUUAUUGAACUAGCAACUCAGUUGGUCGGAGGGGCUCUUGACAGUAAACAGGCUAUACGAGUACUUCGUGAGCGCUGGAGGAAUGCGUUGCCUAAAUCAAUUCAAUUGAAGGAACUUAGCCCGUUGCUGCGAGACUAUCAACGUUUGGUCACCUUAAAUCAAAAAGAAAAGGUUGAAUAUUUUUUACAGUCUCUAGAUCCCGGGUUUCUCAGAAAAGAGACAUAUCGAUUCUAUCAUGUCAGAAAUGUUGAACAGUUGCGAAUGGAUGACAUCCCACAUUUGCUGGCAGAAUAUAGACAAGUAUCCACUGCAGGAGUAAAUUAGAUGUGCAUUGAAUUCAAGAUUUUAAAUGGUUUCGUGAUACAUGUAAACUCCACAUAAAAACAUUUGCUGUAUUAUUUUCUUGUGCAUUUAUUCACGUCAAAUUCUUCGAUUUUGUGAUUAACACAUUCUGCUUGUAGUUUAAACGAAUAAGGCCAGAAGCUUUGUUACCAUACCAAUACCAACACUUACAUGGUUGA
Messenger RNA from Ipomoea triloba (trilobed morning glory), 1910 nucleotides. RefSeq names its product protein GLUTELIN PRECURSOR ACCUMULATION 3. Lineage: Eukaryota; Viridiplantae; Streptophyta; Magnoliopsida; Solanales; Convolvulaceae. Gene Ontology annotation, molecular function: protein binding. The coding region runs from base 205 to 1713 and encodes 502 amino acids. The transcript is spliced from 16 exons. The record is from RefSeq and is a predicted model, not a curated record.